Messenger RNA from Beta vulgaris subsp. vulgaris (sugar beet), 1185 nucleotides. Its product is annotated as glutathione S-transferase U9. Bases 107 to 778 code for a protein of 223 amino acids. NCBI's taxonomy places the organism in Eukaryota, Viridiplantae, Streptophyta, Magnoliopsida, Caryophyllales, Amaranthaceae. Gene Ontology annotation, biological process: glutathione metabolic process. The record is from RefSeq and is a predicted model, not a curated record. Gene Ontology annotation, molecular function: glutathione transferase activity. The transcript is spliced from 2 exons. Gene Ontology annotation, cellular component: cytoplasm.
UUCUUCUUGUAAGCAAUUAAGCAUUAGUUUUACCACUUUUACACACAAACGCAAGUACAACCAAUAGAAACUGAACUAGGUGGGAAACAGGGGAAGGCAAAAAAAUAUGGUGGAAGUUAGCUCACUUAAGCUCUAUGGAACGUGGGCAAGUCCUUGUGUGUUAAGAGCCAAACUUGCCCUUAACAUUAAGGGCAUAGAGUAUGAAUAUAUAGAGGAAGAUCUUGCCAACAAAAGUGAGUUGCUUUCGCGAUAUAAUCCUGUGUACAAGAGGGUGCCUGUACUUGUACACAAUGGCUUCCCAAUUGCUGAAUCGUCCGUCAUCCUUGAAUAUAUAGAUGAGACUUGGACUGACCCACCACAUCUCCUUCCCAAAGAUCCCUACCAAAGGUCCAAACAUCGUUUCUUGGCCGCCUAUUUUCAACAGGUAGUUGAAACAUUGGGUAAAACACUACUAUCAGAAGCUAAACCAACAGAUGAUCUACUGAAUGAGUACUGGAAUAGUCUAGAUGUGGCUGAAGAAUUAAUGCAGGCGAUGUUCUCUAAUGGAGAUCCAUCUUUCCAGGAUACGAAACCGGGUUACUUGGAUAUAAUCUUUUAUUCCUUCUUUGUAACCUCCGAUGUCAUGGAGGAGUUCUUUGGCUUUAAGUCUCUGUCUGCAGAAAGGUACCCGUUAUUGGUUUCAUGGACCAAGGCUCUAAGUGAAGUUCCUGAAGUUAAAGAUGUCACACCAUCCAAGUCCAAGCUGCUUGAACUUCUAUAUGCUAUGCGCCAGAAUUAGAUUCUACCAACAAAGGCUAAAUGGGUAGUGUUAAUAAUGUGGGAAUUAGAUACUAAGCUUCUUUAUCUUGUAAAAUUAAGCAUAUUUGUUUCCUUAGCUAGUUGUAAGACAAAUUGGGUUCAUGAUCCUACUGCUCUAAUAAUGUUCUUUUGUCCGAAAUUGGGAUUCAUGUGUUGGCUUUUAAUGGUCAAAGAGAUUGAACUUUGACCAAUAUUUUAAUUUUUAUAUUUUUGUGGGAAAGAAAGUAAAUUUGUCAUUUUUUUUUCUAUAUGAAAAGAUUAUAAAGGAAAGACCAUACAUGUGCAGUCAAUGGUUGGGUUGGGUUGGGCUUGAGAUAGGCUCAUGGCUAAGCUUGUAGUUUCGUGUUUUCAUUAUAUCCCAAUUUAUAUUUGGUCAAAUUUAUUGUA